Molecule: messenger RNA, 1069 nt
Organism: Hemiscyllium ocellatum (epaulette shark)
Lineage: Eukaryota; Metazoa; Chordata; Chondrichthyes; Orectolobiformes; Hemiscylliidae
Exons: 4
Coding region: 65-790 (241 amino acids)
Source: RefSeq, a predicted model, not a curated record
AAUUGUUGACACACGUUAUCGAUCAAGUACAAGUUACAGUGAAUUUCAUCUGGUUUCUGAUAGAAUGUUUUGGAGCUACCAUCAUUUGGCCUGGGUUUGGAUGUCACAUCAUUAUCCAAAUCAAGACAGACAGAUUGCUUCCUUUAAUACAUCACGCCAUGCCAAUUUAAACAGGACAUACUUUGGGAACCGAAUCACCACUACCGAAUCACCGAGUCACUACCUUUGGAGUGAAUCCAUUUCUGUGCAGAUUGCCCCAGUACUGUUUGAUGAUGCAGGAAUUUAUGCAUUAAUUGGUGAUUCAGUAAACUAUGUAACCAUUACUCUAAUCACAGUUAAAGUCACAGUGGAACCCUCUGAUGCAGUGACUGAGGGAGACUCCGUUACCCUGACCUGCUCUGUCUCUAAUGUCACUGAAGCAAUCAGACUUGCUUGGAUCAAUAGCGAUGGAAAGUCUGUUUUGGAGAAAACAUUGACUGGACAAUAUGAGGAAGAGAAAUCUCUGAGUCUGAUUAUUCAGAAAGCUGACCGAUGUAAAUGGCACUGGAUGUGUGUUUUGUUUGAUCAAAACAACCCCAGAGUUUCAAUCCCAUAUAAUCUAGAAAUCACAAGAAGAUCAUGCAUGGACACUUGGAUCUCAGCAUUUUCAGGAUACUUGCUUGGAAAACUGAUCAUUGCCAUUGGACUAAUUACCUCUUUGAAACGAAAAUCAAGCAGAAAUCUGGAUAAGGCAACAAGAAAUAAAGAAGCUUUCGGAUUACAGAUUCUGAACACCGGCCCUGAUUUGUGAUCAUAGAAGGAAUGAUGGAACACAGAUGUACCUAUGACCAAUGAGGCCUUCACUCUUAUGAAACAAAAUAAUUCAAUUUUGAAACCUUUUCAAAAAAAUCUGAAAGAAUUUACAGAUGCUGUACAUCGAAAAAAAUAGUUGUUUCUGGAAAAGCUCAGCAAGUCUGACAGCACCUGUGACAAGAAAUCAGAAUUAACGUUUCGGAUCCGGUGACUCUUCCUUCGUUUUUGAAAUCUUCCAAGUUAGUUUCAUUCCAGAUAUAUUGUAGUGAUACUUUUA